This is a messenger RNA of Spirodela intermedia, 1542 nucleotides long. NCBI's taxonomy places the organism in Eukaryota, Viridiplantae, Streptophyta, Magnoliopsida, Alismatales, Araceae. The record is from the annotation of a GenBank genome assembly.
AUGGAGAUGGGAGGAGGAGUUGUCGGUGGCGAAAGCCAGGGGUGGCCUCAGGCUUUCCAGAUCCUCGUUCCCGUCUUCUUCUCCACGGCGAUGCUGCUCGUCGGGGGGCUUUCGCUCCUGAUGAAGCGCUGGUGGUUGCGGCGGCGGCUAUGGUGCAGAUGUGACGUGUGCCACAAGUAUGCGACUGCCGGGUGGGCCGCCGAGUUCGACAACCUCUGCGACUGGUACACGCAGCUACUCCGCCGCUCCUCGACCCACACUAUCCACGUCCACGUGCUCGGCAACACCAUCACGGCCAACCCGGCCAACGUCGAGCACAUGCUGAGCGGCCGCUUCGACAACUACCCCAAGGGGAAGCCCUUCUCCUCCAUCCUAGGCGAUUUCCUCGGCAAGGGCAUCUUCAACGUGGACGGGGCGCACUGGGUCUUCCAGCGUAAGAUGGCCCUCAUGGAGCUGGGGAGCGUCUCCAUGAGGUCCUACGCCAUCCAGAUCGUCUCCGGCGAGGUGCGCCACCGACUGCUCCCCUUGCUGGCCUCCGUCUCCGGCGACGGCGCCCUCGACAUCCAGGACAUCUUUCGCCGGUUCUCCUUCGACUGUAUAUGCCGGAUCUCCUUCGGGCUGGACCCCGCCUGCCUCGACCUCUCCCUCCCUAUCUCCGAGUUCGCCACCGCCUUCGACAGGGCAUCCAGCAUCUCCGCCAGCCGCGCUGCCGCCACCUACCCCGGCGUGUGGAGGCUCAAGCGGCUGCUCAACCUUGGUUCCGAGAAGGAGCUCAGGCGGUGCAUCAGGCUGAUCGACGUUCUCGCCAAGGAGGUCAUCAGGCAGAGGAGGAAGAUAGGGUUCCUCUCCGGCGAGGACCUCCUUUCCAGGUUCAUGGGCUCGGUCGACGACGAGAGCUACCUCCGCGACAUCAUCGUCAGCUUCCUCCUGGCGGGCCGCGACACCGUCUCCUCCGCCCUCACCAGCUUCUUCCUCCUCCUGGACAAGUACCCGGCGGUGGAUCGGGCCAUAGUGGAGGAGACGCACCGCGUGAUGGGCCACGGGAACGGGGAUAGCGUCCCCACCUACGACCACCUCUGGGAUAUGCACUAUCUCCAUGCGGCGCUGUACGAGAGCAUGCGUCUCUACCCGCCGGUGCAGUUCGACUCCAAGUUCGCCGUCAACGACGACGUGCUCCCCGACGGGACGUUCGUGCGGAAGGGCACGAGGGUCACCUACCACGCCUACGCCAUGGGGAGAAUGGAGGACGCCUGGGGAGCCGACUGCAUGGAAUUCAAGCCGGAGCGGUGGCUUGCAGCGGAUGGAUCCUUCUCGCCACAGAACCCCUACAAGUAUCCCGUUUUCCAGGCCGGCAUGAGGGGCUGCCUCGGCAAGGAGAUAGCCCUCAUGGAGAUGAAGUGCGUCGUCGCCUCCGUCCUCCGGGGCUUCCGGCUCGACCCCCUCCACCGCGGCCGCUCGCCCAAGUUCUCCCCGGGCUUGACCGCCUCCCUCGCCGGCGGCCUCCCCGUUCGAGUCGUCCGCCGUAACGCUUUCUGCUCUUAG